Messenger RNA from Haliotis rubra (blacklip abalone), 1607 nucleotides. RefSeq names its product WSC domain-containing protein ARB_07870-like. NCBI's taxonomy places the organism in Eukaryota, Metazoa, Mollusca, Gastropoda, Lepetellida, Haliotidae. Gene Ontology annotation, cellular component: plasma membrane. The coding region runs from base 614 to 1474 and encodes 286 amino acids. The record is from RefSeq and is a predicted model, not a curated record. The transcript is spliced from 5 exons.
CCUUCAGUCACGUAGAGGGCGCCAUUAGCAACGAAGUGAUCCGUAUUGACCAGGAAGAUUGUUCAUGUGAUGUCUUUAAAUUUGGAGAAAAUAUUCGACUGGGUUUGUCACUUGAUGAAGUUGGCCCGUAUUGCAAGGUGUUGAUACGUCAGUAACUAUCAUCCGAUUGUUUUCAGCAUUAAACAGAGUUUUUCUGGAAGAAACUUUAACUUCAACACCCAUAAUUAGCCAUCAUCUAGUUACCGCAGAAGGUACUUUUUAGCAAUGAGAACGUUGGACCUAACACGAACGUGCCACAUUUUAGUUCUUUCGUUUUGUUCAGAAAUAUGUUUUGCAAAUACUUGGUGGGGAAUGACGAAUACUGGCGCUGACAUGCAAAAAAUGUGCGCACCCUCAACCAAGUGGGACGGUGUUGAAAGGAGUUGUGUUACUUUCCCAAGCUGUGGCUACAGAAUACCAAUGCUAUACUUUGUGUUUAUACACAAGGCCAUGUGACAGCUUCCGUUGGCGGCAGACAACGCGACUCUGCCAACUUCGAAACAGCGUGGAGAAAACAAGUGAUCCUUUAUUAUUUGUUCAUAAGGAGUAUAAAGGAAUAGCUGAGCCCUUAUGCAUGAGUGCGAAGCACGCAUGUGCUCAUCGGCCUUGUCGGAACUACGAAGUGUGCAUACCUGUACUGGCUGCCGUUCAUCACAUCUGUCUGCCAAUAGCGGAUUUGCCAGGAGCCCAAGACACCACGCCGGCAACACACACAGCCGUCGAUGGAAUGACGACAGUGAUGUUUCCUCCCUCGUCAACAUUGACCAGCGUUAAUCAAAUGAGUACCAAUAUGACCACUACGACUGUGGCAACAUCGUCAGCACUGGCCAGUGAAACCACUGAAUCAUCAGCGCUGGCCAGUGAAACCACUGAAUUACCAUCUUCACUGGCCAGUGAAAGCACUGAAUCACCAUUUUCACUGGCUAGUGAAACCACUGAAUCACCAUCGCCACUGGCUAGUGAAACCACUGAAUUACCAUCACCGCUGGCCACUGAAACCACUGAAUUACCGUCACCGGUGGCUAGUGCAGAAUCGUCAGCACCGACCAGUAUAACAGCAUCAGCGGUGACCAGUGCCAUCACCGACAGAUCGUCUGCCUCGACUAGUGAAUCAACCAGACCUCCAAACACAACCACUUCUCAACAGCUAUAUACUUACACCUAUCUUGGAUGCUACAACGACAGCUGGACUCGCGCACUCAACGGGUCCUCCCUCGAGUCUUCAACUAUGAACCACAACAUGUGUUUCCAGCACUGCUGGCCGUAUAAAUAUGCUGGCUUAGAGUUCUCAGAUGAGUGUUUUUGCGAUGACGUCCAAGCACCCGGCCAUACACUUCAAAAUGAUUCCAACUGCAACAACGCCUGCUCGGGCAAUUCAGACGAGACGUGUGGGGGUUACUGGUUCAUAGAAAUCUAUGAAUUAGUUCAAACAUGAUUCCCUGGCGUGAAUGAUGACGUAAAUGCCCUGUCUCCACAAACCAUGAAGAUCCGAGUUAGAAUUGAUAUUCAGUAACCCAUGCUUGUCGUAAGAGGCGACAAACGGGAUCGGGUGGUCGGGCUCGCUGACU